CCAGCACCCAGCCCCCGAUGGCCUUUCCUGUCCCCGCCGCCGGAGCCAGCCUCGCCUCGGGACCUGCCGCCGGGACGGGUCCCUCCGCGACCCCGCCGGUUCCCGCGGUCACGCAGCCCCCGGGGCCUGUCAGCGCAGCGGGGUGUGGCGGGUACCAGCCCUGCACCAGCCUGCGCCCCGAGCCCACCCCAGCCUCCUGCCAGGACGGUCACAGCCUCGGACCAGCCACGGAUGCCGGCAGCUACGGGAACGCGUGGGGUCUGCAGCCGGCUGCCAGCCCGCCUCCGCUCCCGGCCCCGGGCCAGCCAGGACCCAGCGACCCGCGCUGUGACGUGGCCGAGCCCUCGCCACCGCCCCCCCAGCAGCGCCCCCCACUCCCCGAGCCCGCGGGCUCCCCGUGGGGUGGCCCCGGGAACAGCCCCAGGGCCGGCUCUGCCCGCAGCCUGGCCGGGAAGCCCCCGCUCCACUACUGUGACCUCUGCAAGAUCAGCUGCCCCGGCCGCCAGACCUACCUCGAGCACCUGGAAGGGCAGAAGCACAGGAAGAAGCAGGCGGCUCAGAAGACGGGCACCCGGCCUGACGGCAGCGCACACAGGGCACAGUCGCAGCUGCGCUGUGGCCUGUGCGCCGUGGCCUGCACCGGGGCAGCUGCCUAUGCCGCUCACCUCCGGGGAGCCAAGCACCAGAAGGCCUUCAAGCUGCACAGCAAGCUGGGGAAGCCCAUCCCCGCCAUCGAGCCUGUGCCGGGGAGCUCCCGCUCGGCCCCAGCAACCCACACCGCGGCCUCCACCGGCCGCAGCGCAUGCGCCAGGAGACCCGCGACGUGGAAGGCCUCGAGCGCAGGGUCCCCCAAGACGCAGGCAGCAGGCAGCAGAGCCCCAGGGAGGGCACACCCCGUAUCAGAUGGACCCUGGGAACCGCCCACCCGAGGAGGCCCUGCAGAAGCUUCUGGAAGCUGUGAUGUGCAGCCCGUGGGCCCAGGCUAUGUGGAGGAGGUGUGUAACGACGAGGGCAAGGUGAUCCGCUUCCGCUGCCGGCUGUGCGAGUGCAGCUUCAACGACGGCACCGCCAGGGACUUGCACGUGCGGGGACGGCGGCACCGGCUCCAGUACAAGAAAAAAGUGGACCCUGACCUUCCGAUUGCAGUGGCACCCAGUGCCAGGGCCCGGAAGCUCCUGGAAGAGAGGCUGAGGGAGCAGAGGCGGCUGAGCAAGCGGCGGCUGGAGGAGGCGCGGCGUUGGCAUGCCCAGAUGAGGAACUACGAAAUGUGCAAGAAGCAACUGGAGGAGGGCCCGCAGGCCCCGGAAGAGGACCCUGGACCCUCGCCGCCUGACCAGCUCUCUCCUUCCCUCCUGAGCAGGCCGGGCGCGGCCACCGGCUCAUCUCGGCCCACGCGGCGGCCGGAGUCCAGCGAUGACCGGCACGUCAUGUGGAUGCACGCUGCCAUCUACCCCACGGAGGAGGAGCUCCAGGCCGUCCAGAAGGCCGUGUCCCACGUGGAGCGCGCCCUCAAGCUGGUGUCCGACGAGCUGGCCGAGGAGAGCUCCGGGAGCCCAGAGCGGGAGGGCGGGGAGUGCAGCGGCAGCGCCCCCACAGUGCGGGUCCUGAAGGGCGUGAUGCGGGUCGGCCUCCUGGCCAAAGGCCUCCUCCUGCGCGGGGACAGGACGGUGCGGCUGAUCCUGCUCUGCUCCCAGAAGCCCACGCACGCCUUGCUGCGGAGAAUCUCGGAGCAGCUGCCCCAGCAGCUCCCGUUUGUCACAGAAGACAAGUACGAGGUGUCCUCUGACCCCGAAGCCAACAUCAUCAUCUCCUCCUGCGAGGAGCCCAGGAUGAGGGUCACUGUGUCCGUCACCUCGCCCCUGAUGCGGGAGGACCCUUCCACGGACCCAGAGGGAAGGCAGGUGGCUCAGCCUGACCCAGAGGACAUCCUGAGCCCAGAGAAGUGUCUCCAGGCACUGGCCGCCCUCCGCCACGCCAAGUGGUUCCAGGCUCGAGCCAGUGGCCUGCAGCCAUGCGUGAUCGUCCUCAGGGUCCUUCGUGACCUCUGCCAGCAAGUGCCCACCUGGGGGGCCCUGCCGGCCUGGGCCAUGGAGCUGCUGGUGGAGAAGGCCCUGAGCAGUGCGAAGGGGCCCCUGAGCCCCGGGUGCGGCCUGAGGCGGGUCCUGGAGUGCGUGGCCUCGGGAAUGCUCCUGGCAGAUGGGCCUGGGCUCCAGGAUCCUUGCGAGAGAGACCAGACGGACGCCCUCGGGUCCAUGAGCCGCCAGCAGCGCGAGGACAUCACGGCCAGUGCCCAGCACGCCCUGCGCUUGUUGGCAUUCCGGCAGAUCCACAAGAUCCUGGGCAUGGACCCUCUGCCGCCCCCCAAAAGCAGGCCGGGGGCGCGCUUCCGGAAGAGGCUGCGGGAGGCGGGCUCCGAGGCCCAGAAGGGUGAGGUCCCCAGGAAGCAGGGCCGGCGGGGGGAAGAGGGGCCUGCGUAAGCAGCCUCCCCCCUGCAUUCGCUGCUUCCUCCCAGUUCUGGACGCCACGUUUUCCUUUCUGGAUCGACCCGUGCGUUUCUUUAAAAACACUUGCGCUUAAAUCCUCCUUGAAAUCGCAUUGUCCAGGGAGAGGGCCUCCCGGGGCAGCACCGGCACCCCGAGGCCUGCCCUGCGGCGGGACAGAGGGGCAGCAUGCUGACACCCCGACAUUGCUCGCUAGCUUUGAGCUCACCCUGCGGUCCCCCAAGUGUGUGGGCUUCCAGAACGCUCCCGUGGAUGUCCCAGCCUUGCACGGACUCGAAAUCAUGGGGACAGGCCAGGCAGUGCCAGGGAUGGGGGCUGAGCCUGAAGGUGCACCCAGGCCAGGAUCCCGGGGCCCUGGGCCCAGCCUGCCCCGAACAUCCCCCCGCCCCCCGGCCUGGAGACGCCCCACUGCCGGAGCUCUGCAGGGCCUGAGCUGGCCUCUCCACAGCCAGCGCCCACCCUCAGGGGGGUGGGGGGGACCAGCGGCGGUGAGGGUGCAGGCUGGGAGCACCCCUGCCACCCAGAAACGUGUGGGACCCACAGCCUGCCCUGACCCCGAACCACCGAGUGCCUUCUACCUGAAGCAGGAGCCGCUCUGCCACUCCUUACGUGCCCCGCCCCCACCCUGGUGCCUCGGGUCUGGGGGCCAGACCUGGUGCAGGGCCGCUGGAGGGUGAGGGAUAGCCCUGCCAUGCCCCCUCCACCCCCUGCAGCACCUUGGACCAAGGCCGACUGUGGUGGGUCAGGUGAUUCCUUCAGUUUCAUUUCUUACUUAGGGGACAGUCUGAGUGUGGCUUCAUGCUGAUGUGUCCGUAGCCACCCACACGUCGGCAGGGGCCAGGAAUAAAACAACAUCUCGUGGU
This is a messenger RNA of Suricata suricatta (meerkat), 3364 nucleotides long. It is a transcript of the gene ZFR2, whose product is annotated as zinc finger RNA binding protein 2. Gene Ontology annotation, cellular component: precatalytic spliceosome. NCBI's taxonomy places the organism in Eukaryota, Metazoa, Chordata, Mammalia, Carnivora, Herpestidae. Gene Ontology annotation, molecular function: zinc ion binding; single-stranded RNA binding; double-stranded RNA binding. Bases 18 to 2477 code for a protein of 819 amino acids. The transcript has 17 exons. The record is from RefSeq and is a predicted model, not a curated record.